CGUGCUGGCUGCUGAUUGGCCGCGCCACAUGCUGCAGGCCCUUUAUUUCCCUGCGAGGUCCUCCCCGUUUGCGUCAAACCGCAGCCUCGACGUCGGCCUUGAUCUCGACCGUGACCUUGAACUGGACGCUGAACCUGAACUUGAUCCUGCACCUCCGCGCCUCCAGAUGCCUUCCGCAGUGUCUUUUCGAAGAGAAGACGCCGGACGCCGCCUCGCAAAACAAUCGGCCCUCGCGAAACUUGUCAUGAACAACCAGCUCCUCUCGUCGCCGCCGUCGCCGCCCUCAACCUCUCCCUCCUCGACAUCGCCCACGUCUCCUGAGCUGGAGCAGCAUCCUCACCAGCUGGCCGUGCAGCCGCACACAGCCAAGGAUGCUGCCGGCUCGCUGGCUCCGGUCGCCUCCGUGGCCAACGCUGUGCGCUUGAUGAACGACUUGACGGACACGCCGCCGUACUCGCGCAGCGUCACCUCGACGGCACCCAGUUCGCCGCGAAUUCCUCCUCAGAGACAAAAUUCUGGCAGCCAAACCCCUCGGGUGCGACCCCAUGCGACGACGCUCAACAUUCCGGGCAUGACCCGAUCCAAGGUGUCGCCCGACGGACGGAUACCCCAGCGCGAUGUGGCCGCCAAGCUCGUCAUUGUCAUGGUCGGCUUGCCUGCGCGCGGAAAAUCAUACAUCACCAAGAAGCUCCAGCGCUACCUGACAUGGCAGCAGCACGAAUCGCGCAUCUUCAACGUGGGCAACCGGCGGCGUAAGACGGCCGGUCGCAGGGUGUCGGUCCAUCCCAAGCUGGCUCCAGAACCCUACUGCCUUGACCCUCCCGUCCAGGCCGCCGAAAUUCUGCUCAAUGGCAUGCCUGCCCCUCGGGAUGAGCCUACUGAGCUCGACCUGAAUCGGACCGAGUCACAGCAGGAGGAGGAUCAAUCCGCUCAGUUCUUUGACCCCAAGAACGAAAAGGCCGCGGCCUUUAGAGAGCAGGUGGCGAUGGAGACUCUGGACGAAUUGUUGGACUACCUCCUGAACCAAGGUGGCGCCGUCGGCAUUCUCGAUGCCACCAACAGCACAAUCAAGCGCAGACAGCAUAUUGUGGAUCACAUCAAGCAGAGAGAACCCAAGCUCGGCAUCUUGUUUAUCGAGAGCAUCUGCAGGGAUCCCAACUUGCUGGAAGCGAAUAUGCGAUUGAAGCUCUCUGGUCCUGAUUACCGGGACAAGGACCCUGUCAAGUCAUUGGAGGACUUUAAGGCGCGAGUGGAAGCAUAUGCCAGCGCCUACGAACCCCUCGGAGACUACGAGGAAGAGCACGAUAUGCAAUAUAUUCAGAUGAUUGAUGUUGGUCGCAAGUUGAUCCAGCACAGACUCAAGGGCUUCCUCAGCGGUGGCCUCAGCACCUACCUUUCCAGCUUCAAUCUCGCCCCCCGGCAGAUCUGGAUUACUCGCCACGGCCAAAGCGUCGAUAAUGAGCUGGGCAGAUUGGGCGGUGACUCUCCUCUUACCGAGCGAGGCCACUGCUACGCCCAGGCCCUUCACCGAUUCAUCACGCACAAACGAAAGGAGUGGAUCAUGGAGCAGAAGAGCAAGAUGGCGCAGGCGUCAUUCCCCCCUCUGCCUGGCGACAACACUCCGCCCUACCCGGACAUGUAUAGCGACCUGGACGAGAAGAACUUUUGUGUCUGGACGUCGAUGCUGCGUCGCAGCGUGGAGACGGCCGAAUACUUCGACGUCGACGAUGACUACGACGUCAAGAACUGGGAGAUGCUCAACGAGCUCAACUCUGGCCUGUUUGAGGGCAUGACCUACGAGGAGAUUGCAAAGAAGUACCCCGAAGAGUUCAAGAAGCGUGCCAAUGACAAGCUCAACUACAUCUACCCGGGCGUCGGCGGUGAAGGCUAUCUCCAGGUUAUUAGCCGUCUCCGCGACAUGGUGCGCGAAAUUGAACGCAUCACAGACCAUGUCUUGAUCAUUGGACACCGGUCCGUUUGCCGGGUCUUGAUGGCCUAUUUCAUGGACCUCACCCGAGAGGACAUUACCGACAUGGACGUGCCUCUGGGCAUGCUCUACUCUAUAGAACCCAAGCCAUACGGCAUUGCCUUUCACGCCUACCGCUACAACGAAGUACGUGGCUGGUUUGAUGAGCUGCCCAACUACAAGCCUCAGAAGGCCAGUCGACCCAGUGUCUCCUGA
Molecule: messenger RNA, 2182 nt
Organism: Trichoderma citrinoviride
Lineage: Eukaryota; Fungi; Ascomycota; Sordariomycetes; Hypocreales; Hypocreaceae
Product: bifunctional 6-phosphofructo-2-kinase/fructose-2,6-bisphosphate 2-phosphatase
Exons: 4
Coding region: 29-2182 (717 amino acids)
Biological process (GO): fructose 2,6-bisphosphate metabolic process; fructose metabolic process
Cellular component (GO): cytosol
Molecular function (GO): 6-phosphofructo-2-kinase activity; ATP binding
Source: RefSeq, a predicted model, not a curated record